AUGCGGCGCGAGGGACGGCAGCGGGGGUGGGUGCGCGUGUACGACCGCGCCCUGGUCGACCCGGAGGGCAAGCGCCCCGCCGUGCGCGCCGUGGACGGCCCGGCGGUGGCCAACGGCGGCUUCAUCAGGGCUUCCCGGAGGCCGACGAACCAGUCGAAGCCCGGCGGCCUCCGCGCGCUCGGCAGGGACGCCCUCGCGCAAGCGGAGGAGGAGGAGCCGGAGCCGGAGCCGCAGCUCCAUCCGCCGCUGGGCGCCGGGUACUCCGGGUACUACUGCACGACGACGUGCCAGUCGCCGUUCAAGUUCGAGGCCGUGCCGUAUCAAUGGAGGUACGACGCCUUCGUGCCCGAGGAGGUGCAGGCUCCUCGUCCGCCGCCGGCGGCGGCGCGUUUCGGGGGAACAACCAGAGCGGGGGGAGUACACAAUUUUGGGGCAUCCAAACUUGGAAAGUUCCAUCAUUCAAGUUAA
This is a messenger RNA of Triticum turgidum subsp. durum (durum wheat), 468 nucleotides long. The record is from the annotation of a GenBank genome assembly. NCBI's taxonomy places the organism in Eukaryota, Viridiplantae, Streptophyta, Magnoliopsida, Poales, Poaceae.